UCAACUCGAGUUCGUACCGAAAAGUUUUCAUUUCGUGCUCAUCUGAAGAGCGGGAAGAGUGAAACUCGAAAGGAAGCUCGGAGAGCGAUGGCGAGUGCCGGCGAGGUUGGGAGUUAUUCACUGGCGGAGAAGGACAGGGAGGUCAGUGAGGUCGUUACUGUUGAGCUCCCUGCACCUGUUGGCUGGAAGAAGACGUUUACUCCAAAGAAGGGUGGAACUCCGACAAGGAAUGAAGUGGUUUUUAUAGCGCCAACGGGUGAGGAAAUCAAGAACAAGAAACUGCUGGCUCAGUACCUGCGUUCCCAUCCUGGAAACCCCCCUGCAUCUGAAUUUGACUGGGGAACUGGCGACACCCCUCGACGCUCUGCCAGGAUUAGUGAAAAAGCCAAAGCAACGUGGAGUGCGGAAGGUGAUUCUCCAAAGAAAAGGGAAAGGAAAUCUAGCUCCAAGAAAGGGAACAAAGACAAAAAUGAUGCUGGAAAGGGAGUUCCUAUGGAGGCUCCUACAUUAGAGGAUGCUUCCAAAAUUGCAGAAGACAAGGAGCCUGCUGAUGUGGAGAUGAAGGAUGCUGGUAAAUCUGUUGAAGCAGCCAAAGAAGUAGGUGAGGCCAUGGAUGCUGCAAAUGAUGUUGGAAAUUCAGGCAUUACUGCUGCUGCUGAGCAGCAUUCAGCAGAAAAACCCAAUAAUUAUGCUGAAAAGGGGGUUCCUGAAGAAAAUGCCACUAAGCAUAGCAAUGAGCCAGAGGGUGCUGAAAAGAAAACAGAGGAAAAUGACAAGCUGAACAAUGAGCCAGACGGAGGCAAUAAAGUUAAGUCGGUUAUACCAGAACCGAAGACAGGGGAAGGGAACAACAAUGCAGAGAAAGAAAAAAAAGCAGAAACCAAAUUGCAACCUGAUCCCAAACAGGACGUUUCGGAGGGAAAUCAUCUAAAUGAUGGCAAACUUGGUGAGCUCCCACAGAAUGGCAGCACCAGCAGCAACAAGCAAGAAAUUCCCAAGGAAGCACACUCUACAAACUAUGACGACGAGCACCGUCAACCCCAGGCUUCCGCAAUUAGCUGUUGAAACUUGCAAAUUGUUGGUCCAAUUUGAGUUUGUAUCAUCAUGUUGUAACUUUCAAGUCUAAACUUGGUUUAUGCUGAUAAGUACGGGUUUAGUAAUAUUCACAUUGUAUCUUAAGACUGAUCGUUUAGUAGCCGCUGCAUCUGCGGCCACUGUUGUCAUGUAUUUAACACUAACAUGUUAGCGCAUGAUGCUUGCAAUUUUCUGUACUAUGUUGUAUCAAUCAUCAGAAAUUACUGCUUAUCCCUAAACUUUGAUGUAAAUGUUACUAUGGUCAUCCUC
Dioscorea cayenensis subsp. rotundata (Guinea yam) is the source of this 1344-nucleotide messenger RNA. Its product is annotated as methyl-CpG-binding domain-containing protein 11-like. Bases 88 to 1065 code for a protein of 325 amino acids. Gene Ontology annotation, molecular function: DNA binding. The transcript has 3 exons. Lineage: Eukaryota; Viridiplantae; Streptophyta; Magnoliopsida; Dioscoreales; Dioscoreaceae. The record is from RefSeq and is a predicted model, not a curated record.